This is a messenger RNA of Physella acuta, 2051 nucleotides long. RefSeq lists its product as uncharacterized. Lineage: Eukaryota; Metazoa; Mollusca; Gastropoda; Physidae. The record is from RefSeq and is a predicted model, not a curated record.
GGCGCUAACUACAGCAACAUGACGACGCCUUUUAUUUUAGCGUUGCUUCUUAGUCCUUUUGUUGCAGUUGUUUUGUGGCUUUUUACUGAAUGGAUUCUUAGAAAUAUUAACGAAAAGCAUGUUCCUAAAAUAUACGUACAACCUGGUUUCUUUUAUCCCUUAAAAUAUAAACUUUUCAGAAUAAUCCUUUGGUUGAGAAAAAGACAAAAUGACAACCGACUACGAAGAAAACAAUCAGCUGAAUCUGCUGGUGCUGGUUAUGGCAUUCAGUCCAGAAACUCACCAGAAGAAAUGGACAGGUUACAGCAACUUUCCCAAAAUCAUCCACUGGCAGUGGAUGCAGUCUAUUUUAAUGGUGGAAACUCUGAUGGAGUAUUUUUAGUAGCUGCAACAGCAAGAAGACAUGAGGGCAUUGUUCAGACAAUACUUUACUUGCAGGUUCCAUCCAUUGGUUUGCUGGAGUUACCUAACCUGCCUGACACCUGGUUAACUAGUGAUAGUUGUGAGUCUGCUUAUGCGGCUGGAGGUUUGAUCAUAACACCCAUUAAACCCAUGGAGGAAUGGUCUAUUUCAUUUAAUGGUAGUUUGAGAAUUGCUGACACAAAACAAAAUGUGCAUGUGAAGUUUAGCCUCUUAUGGAAAGCUUACACUAAACCUUUUGAUUUUGACACUGAUCUUCACCCCCAUGUCAUGGCUGAUGGCAUUGCUAGGGAAAAAUGGUCUCGAGAUUAUUUUGACACUUUAAAAAAGGCUCACCAGACACAUUAUGAACAGUUUGGAGAAAUUCAAGGCACUGUUCAGAUUGCAGGACAUCAAGAUCUAGAUAUCAAAGUACAAGGGGUCAGAGAUCAUUCCUAUGGAAAUAUUCGUGAUUGGAAGCUAUUUCACAGAUAUGUUCUUAAUUAUGUACAUUUAGAAGAUGGUACUGCCAUCUGUGUUGGUGCUAUAUCUAUGCCAAUAACACUAUCCAGGCUAGUUGUUGGCUAUGUCUUUCAUCCAGAUGGCUCAAUGGAUCCUGUUAGUGGUACGGACUUUGAGUUUUACAACUGGGGAGAUGAUGGUGAACCACCCACAAAACUGAUUCUUAACUUUACUGCUGGAGACAAGGACUACUACAUGGUGUCAUCCAGGCUACACUGUCCUGUGUUUUACAUGGGUAAAGAGUGGGAUGCCAAGAUUUAUGAAAGAUUUUGUACUUACUCUGUUAAUGGUAUUAAAGGUUGGGGCAUCAGUGAAUGGGAUUAUAGGAAUCUUGCUGGGAAAAAGCUAAAAGGAUAGCAGCUGGAAACUUCAGGAAUAUUAACAGCCAUUUUUGUUGCUAGCUUGACCCCUUGAAUGCAAUAGUCUGUUACUGUUAACAGUAAUUAUGUGUAAUUCUUACCUUUUUGUUUUCAAUUAGAGUGAAACAUGCUUGUUGAAGUAUGCUCUCUUGAUCCCUACAAUAGUUUUAUAAACUUUUAAUUUUUUUGCUACCCCGUGCAAAAGUUGUUUUAAUAUUUAGAAAAAUAAUUUACAUAUCUAGUUUUGAAAAAUUAAUUUAAACUGCUUUUAAAGUGUAUAUACAUUGAUUACAAUUUUUUUAAACUUUAAAUUAAAGCACCUUAGGCUUUAUAGUUUGUUAAAUUAUAAUGAAAAAUAAACACAUUAAAAUAGUCUAUUAGAAGACAAAGCUGCUGUAAUGGUAAUUUACUGUUUUAAUAUAUUCAAAUAAAAUUUAGAUGAUGGCUUUUUGAAAUAUUUAUUUACAUGUAAGCCUAAAGUACUGUUAAUGUGAGCCAAUACAAAUUUUUAAUGUAUAUUUUCACAUUAAAAUGUCAGCAUUUUGUUCAUUUUUCUAAACUUAUCUGUAGCAAAAGUAGUAGGCCUAUGUGAGUUUAUUUCAAGUGAACACACUGUGACAGUAUUUGACAGUUCAUUGACCCGGUGUUGAUGUUUACUAUUUUGUUAUUUUCUUUACAAAUACUUUUACCACUAACUUGUGAUUUUUAUAUUGAUUCUAGUUUUUAUAUAAAUCAAUUAUGAAAGCCAAUAAAAUUCAUAUUUUUACAGUU